Messenger RNA from Larimichthys crocea (large yellow croaker), 1769 nucleotides. RefSeq lists its product as uncharacterized. NCBI's taxonomy places the organism in Eukaryota, Metazoa, Chordata, Actinopteri, Sciaenidae. The record is from RefSeq and is a predicted model, not a curated record. The transcript has 3 exons. Bases 167 to 1165 code for a protein of 332 amino acids.
AGUCCCCCAUAACACCUCAAACACCUGCUUAGGUGACAAAUAAGGGAGGACUCUCAACUGUUUCAAGCAACCCCCCCACCCCUCCCUGAUUUUAAUUGUUUUUAGUUAUCAAAUUACAUUAUUACAUAAUUACACAUAACAUACAUGUCUAAUAUGUACAUCUAAUAUGUUUUUUCCUCAUAUGUCACAGGUCAACAUGGAAAAAAAGUUCAGUUUUUUCCCUGGGAAGAUCAGCGUGGUUUUCCGUAAGGGACCUAGAGGGUAUCUCCGCCAGGAUCCAAGUGAUGCAGCUAAGUUGCUGAAGGACAACUCUUCUCUGCAGGACAAGUCUGCACCUCUGAAGGAGGACACAGUCAAACAAAAUGCCCUGACUGUGAUCCGCCAGAGAGGAGGGGACGUCUCAGACAGGACAGAGGUGCUGGGGGAAUACAUCCUGCAGUUUGGAAAGUACAAGGGGAAGUCAUUUCGGUGGCUUUUAGAAAAUGAUGUUGGCUACACAGUCUACCUCCUCAAACACAGAGAGAAAGAAGAGGCUGCAGGAGUGUGUACAACAGAGGGGCACAAGAAGGCCAGCUUGUUGUCUUUUGUGGAUUAUGCCCGCAGCUUUGAAGAAAUCAUAUCUCUCCUGCGUUUUCAAUCAGAAAAGCCCACAUCUCAAGCAGCUUCUGAGGACGAUCAGCUGGUUGGCUUUGGCACUCGUGCCAAGAGCACCUGGCAGGAGGUGUGGGAGAACAGGGCUGAUGGCUAUGCAGCCUUCAUCAUGAGGGCUAAGUGUUUUUCAGGGUCUCAGAUGCACAAACUACAGCAGUAUCUGAUGAAGAAAGAGUCAGCGUCUCUCCCCUCUCCACCAGUUCUUGCCUCAAGUGCACAUGAUGAACCCAUUAUGAUGGAAGAUGACGAGGAGCUGGAGAAAGCAAUGCAGAGCAUAUCGCCCGCCAAGGAACUACAGUCCUCUGCUACUCUGUCAUCAUCUUCUGUACCAGGACGAGCUACAAGAAUGAAAACAGGUUUUGUGAAAGUUCACGUGUCAUAUGGAGCCACAAUGAAUUGCUCUCCAAAAUGGAGCCAUGAAUUAAACUGUGUGUUUUCUGUGUUCUGGCCACGUUCUGGCCAAUACCUGUUCAUAUUGAGCCACAAUGAAUUGUUCUCCAAAAUGGAGCCAUGAAUUAAACUGUGUGUUUUCUGUGUUCUGGCCACGUUCUGGCCAUGUUCUAAUGUUUGCAUGCUAAUUUUCCUACUAACAAAUAGACUUCAUGAAUUGAAUUCCUCAACGGUGAGGGUAAGUACCCAUUUUUUUUCUUCAUGCUGUCACACCGCGGUGAGGUUUGUCCUGUCUUGGGGUUUUUGUCUCGUUACUUCCUGUUUUAUUUUGAAAUCUAACUCUCCUCUCGUUUCAGGUCACUUGCCCUUCCUCAUGUGUCACCGGUCUGAUUGUCUCACCUGAUCCCUGAUCAUUUCCACCUGUUACCCAUUUCCCUCAUGUGUAUUUAGUCUGUGUCUUCCCUUUGUCUUGUGCCAAAGUGUUUCGUCUUGUCCGUGCACCUAAGCCCUCAUAGUCACAGUCCGUUUGCCGAAAGAAAGAAAUUGUUUUUGCCACGUAAGUUGUUGUCUUCUUCCUCUUUUAAGAGCGAUUUUUUGUUGAUUAAUCUUUUCUAAGUUUAGUGUUCUAUUUUUGUUUUCUGUUGUUACAGUUUUUGUCCUCCCGCUUGUGGAGUGUUUUUUUUGUUAGAGAGCCUUAGAUAUUAGUAGAGCCCCUGUUUAGGUGAGCC